GUUGAAGUCGGCAACAGUUUGCUGCUGCAUGAUUUUAAAUAUUCCGACACGAAACUUCAAUCCAAUUAAGUAAGAUCAAAACAAAAAGAUGUGUAAAUAGUUAUCCAAAACAUCGAGUCCGUGUCAGUUGUGUAGUUAUUUAUUUUUUUCAAAAAACAUUUGAAAUGAGUGUUGCUCAGUUAACAUUUGCACAAAAAGCGUUAAUUGUUUAUAAAUUACUUAAAAAGGACACACCGGAAUCGAUUGCUGCUGAAUGUAAUCUUACAGUCGACGAAAUACAUUUUAUUGCAAAGAAUCACUGGCCAAUUGUUGAAGUUUCACAUUUUUUGAACAAUGUCAAUCAUUCACCAGUUAAAGGCGGCCUCUAUCCACUAAUGGAGAAUAUUUUAUAUUGCUGGUACAUCGAACAACAAGAUGUUACCAACAAAGAACUGGCCGAAAAGGCAAAAGUGUUUCUGGAUGUAUUGAAUGAACAGCCACGUUACGCAUCAGCAAAUUUACCAGUAUUUUCAGCGUCGAAAAGCUGGAUAGAUGGAUUUAAAACACGUUUCAAUAUUGCAUCACACAAGCGAAAUUCAACAGGAAGAGGAACCGAUACACCGAAAAAAAAAUCAUCGGUAAGAGGAGGACGUGAUGAGAAUGUAAACGAUUCGAAUUCCGAAAGCUCCUUGCCCGAAAAAUGGGAAAACUUUAAUGUAGUUGACCAAUCGUCAGCCGAAGAGGAGGUGGAAAAUGAAUCGACAGCUUCAAACUACAAGGAAAUAGAAAAGGUGUUUAAAACAGACUCUGACCAAUCCGAACCUGAUGUGUUGUCAGUGUCAAAUAAAGAUGUAAAUCAACGGUCAACGGAUCUUACCAGUAUUGUUGCCGACAAUGCAAACAACAACGCUGUCAAUGGCAACCUCAAUAUUCCAUCGUCCGUUUCUCUGACUGGUUUCGCUGGGCAAGAUAUUCGGGGCUCACAUGAUGUUUUCAGCGACAUGGUUGCUAAUAGUACAAAACCCUAUAUCGAUUUAACGCACGAGGAGUUCAAGAUUGUGUCAGUUGUUUCGCUGAAAGAUGAUGACCGUGUUCGAAAUGUUGAUGGCAGGACUGCGAAAGUUGUUCAGGAUUCAACUGAUGACUUCAGUUACUUUGGUGGUGAGGCUGCACCCACCGCAACUGCCACUAUCGAUUUAACAGAGAGCAACGAUGAUGAACUCGAUGGAACUUCAAUCGACGAAGAAAAUAGUAGAGAUCCGCUAUCACAAAAGCGUAAACGAUCAGUGGAUAUUACUGACCAGAAUUCUUUUGUAGAAGAAUCUCGACGCCCUCGAAAAUAUUACGGCCAAUUUCAGCAGGACUCUAAACGAACGGUAAAAACCGCUAAUUUUUUCCAAGUGAAAAAGUGAAUGGUUGAUUGCAUGAAUACUAAAUUUUUUGUUCCUCAAAAUUGUAUUUUUUGUUCAAUAAUUACCAUGAUAAACGUAUUCUAUGUCACACUGAAGUGAGUAAUAUUGUUGUUGUAAUAAAAAUGUUGGUGAUAUCAA
Molecule: messenger RNA, 1529 nt
Organism: Bradysia coprophila
Lineage: Eukaryota; Metazoa; Arthropoda; Insecta; Diptera; Sciaridae
Source: RefSeq, a predicted model, not a curated record